AGUAACUGAGACCUCACCGCGUUGCCCCAGCACCAGGACUCGCGGGGUUCCCGCGAGGGUCUCGGCAGCCGCGCGCCCCGAGACCCCCGCCGCGGCCCGAUUCUCUGAGCGCCAGGCAUGAACCGCAAGAAGCUGCAGAAGCUGACGGACACCUUAACUAAAAAUUGCAAGCAUUUAUUCCGAGGUUUUGAUAAAGAUAAUGAUGGCUGUGUAAAUGUAUUGGAGUGGAUUCAUGGAUUAUCACUAUUUCUUCGAGGAUCUUUGGAAGAAAAAAUGAAAUAUUGCUUUGAAGUGUUUGAUUUGAAUGGUGACGGAUUCAUUUCAAAGGAGGAAAUGUUUCACAUGUUGAAGAACAGCCUUCUCAAACAGCCAUCUGAGGAAGACCCUGAUGAAGGAAUUAAAGAUUUGGUUGAAAUAACACUUAAGAAAAUGGAUCAUGACCAUGAUGGGAAGCUGUCUUUUGCAGACUAUGAACUGGCUGUGAGAGAAGAGACUCUUCUAUUGGAGGCCUUUGGGCCAUGUCUUCCUGAUCCAAAGAGCCAGAUGGAAUUUGAAGCUCAAGUAUUCAAAGAUCCAAAUGAAUUCAAUGAUAUGUGAAUACCUAAAUGUGUAUAUUGUCUCAAGUGACAACGUGCUAUCAGCCCUCGCUCGGUCUUGGCGCCUCCUUGGCCUCGAAGUCCACUCUGUCCACGCUUGAGGAGCCCUUCGGCCUGCCACUGCACUGUGGGAUCCCCUCUCUGGGCAGGCCGAGGCCAGAGCCGGCUCCCUCUGCUUGUGGGGAGGUGUGGAGGAAGAGGCACAGGCUGGAACCGGGGCUGUGCGUGACGCUUAUGGGCCAGCACGAGUUCUGGGUGGGCACCGGCUCGGCUGGCCCUGUACUUGGAGCCGCCGGCCAGCCGGCACCAACCCCGGGCAGUGAGGGGCUUAGCACCCGGGCCAACAGCUGCGUAGGGUGCGCCACGUCCCCCAGCACUGCUGGCCUGCCUGAGCAGCACUCGAAUUCUUGCCAGGCCUCAGCUGCCUCCCCCCGAGGCAGGGCUCGGGACCUGCAGCCUGCCAUGCCCGAGCCCUGCCCGACCUGCCCGGGUGGGCUCCCGCUCCGCUGGAACCUCCCCGACGGGCGCCACCCCCUGCUCCGCAGUACCUGGUCCCAUCGACUGCCCAAGGGCUGAGGAGUGCGGGCAUGCAGCUUACAGCUUACUAAGCUUCUCUAAACCAAUCAUUUUGAAUUAUUUGUCAGGAAAUUCAAGGAUUUCCAUUUCUUUGGGGUUGGUUACUGAAAAAUCAGUCAUGUUUCAUUGGUUUUAUAUGUUUCUUGUAGCUUUGCAUUUAUAUCUACACACGAAGGAGCAGUCACCUCUUCCACACUUUUAUGGGCUGGCUUUGGUGGGGAAAGACCUUCACCUAUUGGUGGGUAUGAAGGCACCAGCUGGGGUGUGACAGCUCUGGCUCCAGGUGGAUAAAUCUUGGACUCUGGGCAGCUUAAUCAGCUGGGGUCAGCAUCAGUGAAGACUGUGGGCACCGUCAGUCAUUAAAAACUGUGGGUGUCCAUGAUGGUGACAAAAGCUGCUGGGGUCCUUGGUGGUGAAGCCUGCUGGACUUCUCUGCUCUCCUUUUUCCCCACAGAGAGAGGUCACAGCCAAAAUGAUCCCCUUUGUUGCCAAGCUGUGCCAGGGUAGAAGAUGAGGUGAUGCAGAUAAAAUGCUUCCAACACUUUUAUAUACAGCUGUCCUUGGUUUGGAGGUGCUUUAAUGGGUUCCUGCAGCUUCUUCACUGUACUCUGGAGUAUUCCCAGAGCUAUUUUUGUUGGCAAGUAGCUGUUAAAUUCUUGCUUUUGUUGGGGAGACAAGAGCUGGGAUCUCCUAGUGUAUCAUCUUGAUAUUACUUGUCUGCUUUUAAUUUUUUAACUAAUUUUUCUGAUUACAAAGUAAUUGAGGUUCUCUGAAGGAUAUUUCAGAUAUUUAGGAAAUUUUAAAAUAAGAUGAAAAUAUUGAUUAAUAUUCUGGUGUAAAUCCUUCCAGACUUUUACAAUGCAUUUAUAAGUACACCUACAUUUUUGCAAAGAGAAUACUGUAUUUUUCAGAUGAUCAUAUUGAAAAUGCACUUUUGUCUUGGUGUACUACUAUUUUGUGAACAUUUUUUGAGGUCAUUAUUUGUCUGUAGCUUGCCUUGUAAUGGCUGCCUGGUAUUCCAUCAUGACUGACUUUAUUAAACCACUUUCCUGCCAUUGA
Messenger RNA from Pongo pygmaeus (Bornean orangutan), 2231 nucleotides. It is a transcript of the gene CLXN, whose product is annotated as calaxin. Bases 118 to 597 code for a protein of 159 amino acids. The record is from RefSeq and is a predicted model, not a curated record. Gene Ontology annotation, molecular function: calcium ion binding. The transcript has 6 exons. Lineage: Eukaryota; Metazoa; Chordata; Mammalia; Primates; Hominidae.